UCCCUCACGAGCGCGAGCCCCGAGCUCCGAGCGUACUUCAGCGGCCACAGCCUCGACCUCUACGAGGUGCUGCUUUGUGGUGUAAUUGUUAUGUGUCCAGAAGAUCCACUUACAUUUUUAGAAGAAAAGCUCAGAGAAAUAAUGGAAAAGGAAUUCAAUGCUGUCUUAUGGUACAUACUAUACGACCAUAUUUUACAAUUCAGAGGAUGGAUAAAAUAUAGCCUUCUGAAAAAGAACAAAGUGAAAAAGGUAAGGCAGAAGAUGGCUCUAGCAGUAGCCCAUUAUUACAUCCAAAUAUUAAGAGUAAUUAUACAGAAAUAGAGCAUGUGGGUACAGAUUCACAAGGAAAAAAUGACAUUAGCCACAAAGAGACUCCAACAGAUCUUUAACAAAAUAUAUUUAAAUGCUGUUGUGAAAGCUUGACUUGCAGAAGCCCACAGUUCUUUUAAAGCAAAAGCAUAUUUUAAGGGUUUGGCAAAGGAAAGUCAGACAAGUGGUUUUGAAUCAGAUAGUGUUACCAUCAGACAUAAACCAUCCCAUGUACCAGAAAAAGCCUUAUUACAGGUUUGUCAUAGUAUGUAUGUUUUUCUGAUGCAAAUUUUCCACUAUGUAAAUUUAGUUGAUCUGUCAAAGUGUGCUCAGGUUAGCCAACUGAGCUGGGUGCUACUGACUCAGAAAUUAUGGAGUGAGAUGAACUUUUUGUCUGUGAAACAUAAAGUUAAGGACCCAAAAGUAGUACGUAUUUUGCAGGAGUAGUGUCCAUCUGUGUUGCAUUUGAAUCUUCAAGGUUACUCUUCUCUUCACUGGCCUGGCUUUAAAAGUAUCAAAGUGAUGCCAUGUAACCUGUGUCAAACUGCCAUGACAACCAAAAAUGCUUCUAGAAGGACAUCAGCUCCACUUACUGCCAACACCAAACAAGGCAAAUAUGAGCAUGUGGAGUUGGAACCUGGAAACCAGCCAUGUUUUGGCUACUCAUGGUUUCAGGCAGCUCAGCUACGGAAGUGGCAGGGGCUGACUUACUCACUCAAGACUGAACAGAAACACUGCAGCUUCCCCAAUUUACAGUAUCUGAGUUUAACUCUCUGCAGAAAAUUCACAGGCAAAGGUUUACUGUACCUGGUCUCUGGAAAAGGCUGUCACAAGCUCAUCUAUUUGGAUCUUUCAGGUUGCAUUCAGAUUUCAGCUGAUGGCUUCAGAAAUAUUGCCAAUGGCUGCAGUAGGAUUCAAGCUUUGCUAAUCAAUAAAAUGCCAACUCUUACAGACAGAUGUAUUCAAGCUCUGUUUGAAAAAUUCCAGCAGAUAACGUCUGUUGUCUUUCUUGACUCUCUGUCUUUGAUAACAACUUUUAAAGCCCUUGCAGCAGGGCAGCUUAUAUUUUUCUAUAUUUCAACAUGGAAUAAACAAAUUACUGAUUUAAGUUUCAAGUUGAUGAGUGAAUGCUGCCCAUACAUCAGGCAUACUCAUAUGACUGAUUGCCAGAAGAGUAUAGAUGCUGGUCUUGAGAUGAUUUAACCACUGAAGCAUAUUCUUGUACUGAAUGUGGGAGACUGCAUUUCUCUUUUAGAUGGAGAUAUACGACUGUUUGUACAAGGUCCUUCAGGAGCUAAGGUAAGAGACCUGAAUUUGAUUAGUUGUAUUCGUGUCACUGAUGCUUCUGUAAAAGAUAUAGCACAAAAAUGUCAUGAGUUGACCUACGUAAAUCAGUGUCACUGUGGGAAUGUGACUGAUAUUGGAACUGAAGCUUUGGGAAAUAUGCCAUCAUUGAUAUCCAUUGAUCUCUCUGGAACCAGCAUCUCAGAUACAGGCACAAAAUACUUGGAACACCACCGUAUGUCUCCCUGCCCUCAGCUGACAGAUGAAGCUUUGAAAGCAAUGGCAUAUCACUGCCACAAACUAACAUCUGUCAACAUAGCAGCUUGCCCAAAGAUUGCUGAUACUUGUAUCCAAAACCUGUCUGCAGCCUGCCAUUAUCUCCAUUUCUUAGAUGUCUCAGGUUGCAUUCAUCUUACUGUCAAAGCACUGAAAUAUCUUUGGAAAGCUUGUAAGCAACUCCAGAUUGUUAAGAUGCUGUACUGUAGAAAUAUUACCAAACAAGCUGUCUUGAAAUAUACAGCCAAAGUGGAGAAAUAAGAACAUGAUGCUGACCCUCCUUCCUGGCUUGGAUAUGAUCAGGAUGGUGAUGUAUCACCUUCAGCAAAAACCACUCAUCAGAGCCUGGAUAAACAACUUCUUCAAAAUAAUAAAUGGAGACAUCACACAACACCUUCUACAGUCCAUGGGAUUUUCACUAGAGCAUGA
Messenger RNA from Colius striatus (speckled mousebird), 2298 nucleotides. RefSeq names its product F-box and leucine rich repeat protein 13 (gene FBXL13). The record is from RefSeq and is a predicted model, not a curated record. Gene Ontology annotation, cellular component: SCF ubiquitin ligase complex. Gene Ontology annotation, biological process: SCF-dependent proteasomal ubiquitin-dependent protein catabolic process. NCBI's taxonomy places the organism in Eukaryota, Metazoa, Chordata, Aves, Coliiformes, Coliidae.